GUGAACAUAUUUAAGGACUAGUGGCUGAAGGUGGUGGGGAGAGAAAUGGGAUGGAGGGAAUUGUAGUAGGGAUCCCUGAGGGGAAGUUUGGCAAUGGAGGCAAUGUAACCUUAGGGAUAGUUGGCAUAGUGGGGAAACUUGGCAGUGGAGGCAGCUGUGUUGUGGGUUUAGGCAGCGAUGGCUGGUUGGUUGGCAAGUUUGGUAAAGUGGGUUGUGGCAGUGUUGGAAGAGGAGGUAAAGGUGGUAGUGUUGAAGCAGGUUUAGGCAACGUCGGUACAGCUGUCUGCAAAAGAUUACGCCCCGCUACGGUGACAUGGAUGCUGGAUGAGCACAAGAUAACGAAGAUAGCUAAGAAGCAGUACUUGCAAGAGGCCAUUGGUUCAAGCUAGCUCUCUCAAAAAGAUAUGGAAGUAAUUCUAA
Messenger RNA from Prunus dulcis (almond), 420 nucleotides. Its product is annotated as PE-PGRS family protein PE_PGRS47-like. The record is from RefSeq and is a predicted model, not a curated record. Lineage: Eukaryota; Viridiplantae; Streptophyta; Magnoliopsida; Rosales; Rosaceae. The transcript has a single exon. Bases 51 to 389 code for a protein of 112 amino acids.